Exophiala bonariae is the source of this 1200-nucleotide messenger RNA. RefSeq lists its product as uncharacterized. Gene Ontology annotation, molecular function: zinc ion binding; DNA-binding transcription factor activity, RNA polymerase II-specific. The transcript has a single exon. Bases 1 to 1200 code for a protein of 399 amino acids. The record is from RefSeq and is a predicted model, not a curated record. NCBI's taxonomy places the organism in Eukaryota, Fungi, Ascomycota, Eurotiomycetes, Chaetothyriales, Herpotrichiellaceae. Gene Ontology annotation, biological process: regulation of DNA-templated transcription.
AUGGACCCCAGUCAGCACAGAAUGCUGGCAACAAGUAACAAACGGAUUGGAGCAGGUUCAAAAAACAACGCUGGGGCUGCGAUGCCUAAACUCAAGGACUCUUGCGAUACAUGUGCUGCUUCCAAAAUCCGCUGCGAUAAGCAGAAACCCCUGUGUGGACGCUGCGAGAGACUUGGAUAUCCGUGCUUUUACAGCCCUGCACGAAGAACAGGCUAUGCCCGCUCGCGAGGAGUCAACCAGAACGAGGCAGCAGCCUCACGGGGUCCGAGCCAUGCCCCUCAUAUUAACUCAAGUGGCGUGAGCGGAGAGUGGAUGUCGAUCGCCGCGCAGCAAAAGUCAAAAUCGAGUACAGCGAACCCCCCUGUUCCUGAUGGCAAGUCCAAGUCGCCAACUUCGAUCCAAGACCAUGCCCUUGACGGUCCUAGGAAUAACGAUUCUGACUCACAGAAUGGCAUCACCACGUCGAGGCCGCAAGGAUCGACAAUUACUGGUGAGUAUUUCGCCAACCGGACGGUUGCCGAAGGCUUAGCACAGGGAUCCGAUUGCGCCAUCGCCUCUGUAAAUACAGUAAUACAGCUACAACUCGCAAUGGCGAAACUCCAGCUCCAGCAGGAACAUGCAAGAUCCAGACAUCGGAACGAAGGGUGUGCGCCUCCACUUCAGAUUGGACAAAAUUUUGGAUUGCGUGAUGCUAUGACUACAGUCACCAACGCCUUUGGCAUCUUGUCAACCAUACUGGUGUGCCCAUGCUUCGGCAGUCCAGAAAUCGGACUACUUACCACGGCCGUAUUCCUUUCAAUCUUCGACGUCUAUAGGACCAUACUAGUGAUAUCGGAAUCCGAUGUUUCCGACUCGGUCCAAUCGACGCCGGACUCCGAUGCGGAUUUGGCCUGUAUCCUAGCCUCUGUCGAGGACGAGUUCGGCCAUGGUCACAUGUCGCCCUUUGAGAGCAGCUACAAUAGCAGUAUCAACAGUGUGAACUCGUCGUCAAGUUUGAGCGAUGCAGGUACCGAAUCGCUCGUAGCGGACCGAGUUCCAGAGGAGCUCGCAAAAGUCGCGAGGAUUAUUUUACAAUUUGCUAAGCGGUACAGAGGCGGUGGUUCAGGACGACAAGCACCCGAAUUCCUCAAAAAUCUUGAUCACUUGCUGAGAUCUCAACUGCAGUCUGUCACGAUGGAAGCGACCACGAGGCGUGUCUGA